Molecule: messenger RNA, 9034 nt
Organism: Caenorhabditis auriculariae
Lineage: Eukaryota; Metazoa; Nematoda; Chromadorea; Rhabditida; Rhabditidae
Source: the annotation of a GenBank genome assembly
AUGCGACUUUUCUUUCUGCUGCUGCUCCUUGGAGUCCACGCCAAGGUCAACUUUUACUACACCUUCUCGUUUGAAGAAACUAUUUUCACCAACUACUUGGAUAUCAAAUGCGGCGUUACCAUUUACUCUGAUACCGCCGAUAGUUCCAUUUAUCAAUUCACAAUUUCGAACUAUUCGCCCAAAGUGCUGAGUUUAUUUGUCAACAGCACAGAGUAAGUGAAAUUUCGAAGUCUUUCUCCGUAGGAACUUAAAGUCGAUUCAGGAAAGUAAGCGAUAGGUAAUAUCAUCGAUUAAAUAGUUUUGUACGUACAAAAUUAAAAACGAUUUCUACAUAUGCAGUAUGGGCGGGAGAGCUUCGGCGACUAGUGAAAAGUUUAUUCGAAGUCUAAUUUUCUGAAAAUAUAAUAUUUCAUUAAGGUUUCCGAUUUUUUUUAAAAACAAAACUUUGUUCUCAACAACCUAUCCAACAUAAAAACCCUUUUCAGCUGUUCAUUACCUUCUUUUCCUUGUAGCAAAAUGUCUCUAGAGAAUAAAGACUAUCUGUACGUCUACCUCUACCGUGACGACUACGUAAGUUGCGAAUAAACAGGAAAAAUUCCAAUUUUGAAUGUCCCAGGUGAUGACAGUGAUUUCAUUCCAAAGUCAGGGAUCGAACCAGGAACCCCUGCUCAAAAUUGUCGGAAUCCCGGAAUAUGUCGCGCAAGGCGAUUGUUUUUCCACUUGCGAAACUACCUACGACGGAACGAAUCCCUUACAACCGCCUUACAACGAUUCUUUAUGCGUUUGCGGUGUGCAAUCUACCUACUGUCAUAAGGAUGAUAACAAGCCACCCUGGUAGGUGUGAAAAAAAACCUAUUAAAAAGCAAAUAUGAAAAACAAGCGAAAAGAAAGACGAAGAUGUGCGCUCCACUGAUAACUUUUCAAAGUUCAUUGCCUAGUUUUUGUCUGCUUUUUUGGGGUUUCCUUCACAAAUUUUUAAGAAUUAACUUUAAAAAACAUUGGUUUUUUUUUUCAAUUCUGUUCAGAGAAAUUCUUUUUUUAUUAGGUCAUAUCAAAUAUUGAAGGGAUUGGAAAAGCAUCAACUCAAAUAAUCAAUCUGUCGACGUUAUCCGUGGAGCGCACAAGAAGGCGAUAUAUACGCCAAAUAGGAGCGGGAUUUUCGAUGAUCCUCUUUGGUAUUUUUUCUUUGACUCUUUGUUUUGAACUCAUUUUUUGAAAACUCGUUCAGUUUUUUUCUGUAUUGAUAUUGAAUUGAAAAAUUUACUUUUCAGCCCUGAUCUUCACUGGUGGAGGCCGAAAAAUGCUCCCACGACCACCAAUGAACCGACAACGUCCCCUCGGCCCACUUCACCUGAAGUCACAACGACCAAAGGGAUAAACACCACGCAAGCUCCUACCACGACGCCCAUUUUGACGACUUCAACAUUGCCUACAACAGAGCCAACUACUUCAGCUCUCCAUACGACAACGCCUGAACCAACCUCUUCUACAAUCAUGACGACUUCUACAAUCAUGACAACUUCAACGAUCCUGACUAGUUCAACGAUCCUGACUACGUCAACGUUUCCAAUAACUUCUUCAACUUUUUCAACUUCUACUACGAUAUUAAGCACUUCAACUCCGAAACCAACGACAGAAGUUACAACCCCGGUCAGGUAUUUUCAGCUUUCAUUCAGAAAGCACUUCAAACUUCAGGACAACGCAUGUAAAAAAAACUUCUCACACAACAACUUUCACUACGUUGACUCCAACUUUCCCGACUUUGAAAAGCUUGAGCGAGGUCCGCUUUCUCGAUAUUUCUCAACUCUAUAUGAAACUUCAGAGCGGAGUCGGCUUGAAUAACGUCUCAACCAUCUUGAAUGAAACUCUCUGUUAUUCCAGUCUGGGUCCUGAUCUCAACUCCACACAAAUCUCUCAAAUAACGACAAUUCUUCAAAAUUCAGCAAAUCUCCGAGGAAUAUCCUCACAGGUGAGAGGUGAGCAUCUUCAACGUGAAGAUUAUACAUAAGAGUUGAAAAAGUUAAUUUUGAGACAUUUAGGACUCAUAUAAAAUUCUUCAAAAUAUGGACAACGUCAUGUAUGCCGACACUAACCAAAUAAGGCAGAGUGGAAAUUCGGAUAAAAGGUACAGAAUCAUGCGAAUCAGGAAUUCUAAAAGUUCAUAGAUUAUUAUUGUUGUUACCUAAAAUGGUGGACAACACAGCCGAUGAGCGGAUUGAAUAUUUAGAAGGGGCCAAUCUGGGAUUUUCUUCCAAAAGACUCAACUGUUCUGUAGGUAUCACCUUCAGACACUUUUUACUUGAACCAAAAUAUUGAAGGAGACCCAGAGAGAUGAUGGAAUCAUGGAUCUUGGGAAUCAGUUCAAUCUGAUCAACAUGUCUACCAGCUACACAAAGCUGAACUCGAUAUUGAUACCCUUGAGUGAUUUAUGUGGAACGCAGCAGAGUUAGUCAUCGCAAUUAAUGUUAAAAAGAAGAAACUAAUUAGUUCAGUUUCUCACACAUUCUUCACAAUUUAUCGAGAUCGUAAGCUGUUCCUUGGGCCUCAACUAUUGAGAAACUACACAAAAAGGCAGCCUCCGAUAUCCGGGAGGUCAGACAUUUCCAGUAGCUCUUUCUGGUUGAAACCUUCUAAAGACGAUGAUUCAGACCGUGAGUUUCAGUGGUAACAAAAAAAGGAUUAUUUCUCUUCUUGUAGCUUUUGAGGCGCCGUCUCCCUGUGUGCAGCAAGUUUCACUAACAGAGGAAUCUCCCGUGAUGAGCGCUACAAUUUUGAACGACGGGCAGCAAAUCCACGCCGCUUCAACAGAAGCAACGAUGGCCGUUCUCCGAUUUGACGUCUCCAAAGUUUUCAGAAAAAUAGAAAUAAACUAUAUUUCAUUCAUUUCAGCUUCAAAACCCUCUUCACGGAACUUUUCGAGUGACUUGGUGGGAUAUUGAGAAGGAUACUUGGGCCGUGAAUCAGCCUUGUACUAUCAUAUCAGUCAAAGAUGGGAUUCUGGAAGCACGAUGCAUUCAUUUGACCGACUUCACACUCAUCGUGGUUGGUCUUUUUCUUGGUUUCUCUCAUGAUAUCCUUAGGAUGGCGCUCUUGACGACCCGAUCGUCUGCGACAGCGCCUUGGAAGGAGUUGGACUCGCGGUUAAUGUCAUCUCUAUCAUUUCACUAGCCUUUCUGUGUCUUAUAAGCUUCGGAGCUUAGUAAGUCUAACAAGUUGAUAGUUGGAAAAACAAUAUUUCUACAGCGUCAAGUCGUUUUCAAGAACCAACUUCUACCGUUUCCUUCAUGGAAAUACUCUUUCGAAGCACGACAUUAUAUCCACCGCCUAUAAUUUGGACAUGCUGACGUUCUACAUUUUCUUCGCUUUCUUUUCGAGUGAAUCGGUCGCCGGGGCAGCUUGUAGCUAUUUCGCGGCCAUCUUGUAUUCUCUACUGAUUGGGUAAGAAAUCUCCGUACUUCUGGCUAGACAUCAAAAACAUUUACCCUCAGUUUAACCUAUUACAUUUCAGCUCGAUAUUCCUGACAGUAUAUCAAGGUCUAAGGGUGAUCCGUCCUUUUGUUCCCGUCAGAAUUCAACCUGCCUUCACAGCUCUAAUAGCUCCACCCGCAGUUGUUGCAGUGAGCACAAGUUCGAAAAAGUUUAUGUUCACUCAAUCAAAAAAUUUUUCUCAGUUCUACCAGUCCUUCUCUCCUUGCUUUUGUUGAUCUUCACCAACUUCUUCGACCGCAACGACGGCUUCUGUUGGGUCAGACCAGACUACGUCGUCUACGCGAUCGUCGUCCCGAUCAGCAUUCUCCUUAUAAACGGAAUUAUCUGCACUACUUUCCUCGUUUACAAACUUUUCGUUACUAGAACGAGAAAGUUCAGUAAAAUAGUGAGAAAAAUAUUGCAAAAUGAAUAUAUGAUACUUCUUUUCAGUUGAAUCACCAACAUGAUCCACAUAUCAAGUCAAAGAUUAUUUCCAUGUUUUGUUUGCAAAUCUCGUUGGGAAUGCCAUGGGUCAACUUCUUAUGAUCUCAAAAAUCAACUUUUCUGAUUACAGGUUCUGCAAUACUUCACUUUAAAUUGGCCACACACAACUGCAUGGCAUUAUAUUUUUUCUGUCAUAGUCGGAUCUCAAGGAACUAUGCACAUUCUGGUCUACUACUAUAUGAGACGAAAACGAGUCCAGGAUUCUCAGAGGGAAUCGCGAUUCACGGACAAAAGCAGCACCAGAAAAAGAAACGCUACCAAAGAAGAAAACCUCAGUUCCGAGGACAGUGCAAACAAGUAAUCGAUGAAAUUUGAUUUGAAACCUGAUUGGGACAAAAAAAAAACAUAAAACAACAUUUUUCAAUUUUUUUUUUGUCCCAAGUCAGUGUUGAAUAUGAAAAAUUGAUCAUGUUGAACGGGUAUAUUGAGAUGUUCUCUAAUAAAUUUUCUAAAGUUGUUGAAAAAAAUCUGAAAACAAAUAUAAGAAAUGCAUGAAACAGUUUUUUUAAAUAGAAUUAACUGAGCUGAUGCGGCUUUUUUUCUAAUCCUAAGCCGUGUUCAAAAUAAUUUCCUUGAAAUGCACAAAUGUCUCAGACUCUCCAAAUUUUAGGUAUCUUUCUUUUUCUCUGACGCUAAUUUCAUAUUUCGCGAAAUGACUUUUAACUCGGUAUCAUACUUCUAGCGAAAUCCCAACUGUUGUCACAAUUUCGUGAUAUUGCCUCAUAGAGGUUUGAAAAAAGCCAGUGAUAAUUUAUAUUACGCGAAAAGGAUAAACUAGACUUCAAAUCAGUUUUUUGAUUUACAUUUUAAAAAUUCAAGAUAAAAACUCUAUAGGAAUAAUCAAUAUGACGACUUAAACAUUGGAAUUCGGAAAAAAAAAAACUAAACAACGAGAAAGAAAAGAAACGAUAAGGAAACUUUUAAAUGAGAUAAGGAUAAACAGAAGGCUGCGGGGUGCUAAAAACGUUAUCAGUAUCGUUUUGACAGUCCACGAUGCGACUCUCCCUGCUCUUUCUCCUAGUGACCUACGUCAAAGCACAGCUGUACUACAGCUUUUUAUUCGAGGAAACUUCCUUCACCACGAAUUCGAGUAUAAUUGUCGAGAUCUAUGUUAAUCUUGGCGAUGACGGCGCUUCCACUUAUCAGUUCAUUAUCUUCAAUUUCUCUCCAGAUGUCCUCAGUUUAUCCGUCAACGAGACAGAGUGAGUGAAAAAUUUUAAUAUUUUAUAUAUUUAUUCGUAUAUUGAAAGUAAAGGCCGCUUCAACGUUGAAUAUGAGAAACUGUUUUUCAAGUUUGGUUUGAAGCUUUCUAAUAAUAUCUUUUUUUAUAAGAUGGGUAAUCAAUCUUGCAAAUUUCUCCAUUUUUUUGAUAAGUUUGAUUAGAGUUUUUUUGAUUUGCUGGUUCUUUUGAAAUAAGUCGUUUCCUGUUUUGUUUCUGGCCUAUUUGAUAUUUUAUCUCCAAAAGGGAUACCCUACUGAACCAUCUAUUAUUGUCAACCUCUCAGAACUAUCGCCCAUGAAAUAAUGUCGUAAUAACUCGUAUUUUUUGAAAUGUGAAAUUAAAACUUGAUUUUUAAAGUAUCCCGAAUACUUUUCAGUCAGUACUUCAGGUCUGGAUGGUUUCUAUUUUCAGCUGCUCCCUGCCUUCCCUUCCUUGUAGUGACAUGUUGUUGAUGAACCAAGACUAUUUUUACAUCUACCUCUACCGAGAUCGAUACGUAAACACAAGAAGCUUUGAAGGAUACGAGAUUCCGUAUAGUUAAGGUGAUGGACGUGAUGUCGUUCCAGAGCCAGGGAUCGAAGGAAGAACCCUUGAUAACAGUUGCUGGACAACCAGAAACAAUCCUUCCAAACCAAAUUUUCCCAAUUUGUGAGGUUACCUACAUGGGAUCCGCUCCUGGGCAGCCUCCCUUCAACGACUCUUUAUGCGUUUGCCGUAUUGAGAAUCUUUACUGCCAAAAUGGACAGCAUCCUGUUUGGUAAGUACUGAGUUGGUUAUUGAAAAAAAAAAUUAGCAUUCAAAAAGGAAAGGAAACCGUAACAAAGGCUAGAUAAUAACAGAAAGGAUGCUGAGUUUUUGACCAUUUUUCAAAAUCUAAAUGGAGCUAGAAUUAUAAUAUCUUAAAAAAUAAGAGGAAGCUUCUGAUUAAAUUUUUCUUUUUUUUUCAGUUAGUAUUUCUUAAUGCUCUUAAUUCAAUAAUUAAAUAAAUCGAAAAUUAUUCAGAAUUUUUGAACCGAGUUUUUAGUCCUGAACUAAAUUGGUGGAAGCCAAACUACCUCCCCACAACUACGAACGACCUAACGACGACAUUUCAGUCAACUUCAGCUCAAUCUACCUCUACUAAGGAAAUAACUACUACACAGUCCUCAACAAAAACCUUUUUAUUGACCAUCUUGAACUUUAAGGACAACACCUUCAACAGGAACUUCUCAGACGACAGCUUUUACUACGUCGACCCCAGCCAUUCCAACUUUGAAAAACCUCAGCGACGUGCGUUUUUGAUGAUUUUUCUUCAACUCUUCAAAGUUUCAGAGCGCAGUUGGCUUGAAUAACGUUUCAACUGUCCUAAAUGAAGCGAUCUAUUAUUCCAGUCUGGGUCCUGAUCUUAACUCCACGGAAAUUUCUCAAAUAACGACAAUUCUUCAAAAAUCAGCGAAUCUCCGAGGAAUAUCCUCACAGGUGAGAGGUGAGCGUCUUCAAUGAGAAGAUAUUACAUGACAUUGAUAUAAAUUCAUUUUUGAAUUCUCUCAUUUAGGAUUCAUACAAAAUCCUUCAAAACAUGGACAACGUUAUGUCUGCCGAUAGCGAAGACAUAAGGGAGAGCGGAAACUCGGAUGAAAGGUACCAAAAUCGAGAAGUUCAAAAAUGUCAAUCUUCGCAGAUUAUUGUCCAUAUUUCCUACUAUGGUGGACAAUACAGCCGAUGAGCGUAUCGAAUACUUAGAAGGCAUCAAUUUGGGAUUUUCUUCCAAAAGACUCAACUGUUCUGUAGGUAUCUCGUCCAGACACUUCAAACUUCUCAUUUUUAUGAAGGAAGCUCAAGAAGACAAUGGACUCAUGGACCUUGGGAAUCAGUUUAAAUUAGUCAAUAUGUCGACAGUUAACAUUAAGUUGAAUUCGAUUUUGAUACCUUUGAGCGAUUUGUGCGGAACACAACAGAGUGAGUCAUUGCGAAAAGUCGCAAAUAAACUGAUCAUUUCAGUCUCUCACACCUUUUUCACGAUCUAUCGCGACCGUAAACUAUUCCUUGGGCCUAGACGUUUUCGCAACUAUUCGAAAAAUCGAGCUUCAAUUUCUGAACGACCUUCUCUUUCUAGUAGUUUGAGUGUGGAAAACUUCUACUACGAUGACUAUGACCGUAAGAAACGAUCCUUACAAAAAGACAGCGUUGAAUUAAGCUAGCGAUGCGCCUUCUCCCUGUGAGCAGCAAGUUUUACUGACUGAAGGGUCUCCAGUAAUGAGCGCUACAAUUUUGUAUAACGGACAGCAGAUUCACGCCGCUCCAACAGGAGAGACAAUGGCCAUUCUCCGAUUCGACAUUUCCAAAGUUCUGAUAAAAACUGAUUGAUUUUAUUUUAGUGAUUUUCAGCUUCAAAACCCUCUUCACGGUACUUUCCGAGUUACUUGGUGGGACAUUGAGAAGGAAACUUGGGCUGUGAAUCAGCCUUGUACUAUCAUAUCAGUUAAAGAUGGGAUUCUGGAAGCACGAUGCAUUCAUUUGACCGACUUCACACUCAUCGUGGUUAGUCUUUUCUUGGUUUCUCUCAUGAUUACUUUAGGAUGGCGCUCUUGACGACCCGAUCGUCUGUGAUAAGGCCUUGAAAAACGUCGGACUUACGGUGAAUGUGAUGUCUAUAGUUUCGUUUUCCUUCCUUUGCCUCAUCAGCUUUGGAGCUUAGUAAGUGGGACGAGUUGGAACUUAGAAAAUUAAUAUUUUACAGCGUCAAGUCUUUUUCAAGAACCAAGUUCUACUGGUUCCUUCAUGGAAACACACUGACAAAGCACGACAUUGUAUCCACGACCUAUAAUUUGGACAUGCUGACAUUUUACAUUUUCUUCGCUUUCUUUUCAAGUGAAUCGGUCGCCGGAUCAGAUUGCACUUAUUUUGCCGCUAUUCUAUACUUUCUACUUAUUUGGUGAGCAUCAUAAGCAAACUAGAUCUUUUUUCCGGUAUUUGCGUUUCGAGAUUUUUGGGGAAUCUUUUUAAAGUUAUUUUCCACUAUUCUAAAUUUUUCAAAGAUUUAAAAAAGACUUCUAUGACUUUUUUGUAAUAUCUAGCUUCUCACAAAAAGACUGUUAUGUUCCAGUUCGGUACUCCUGACAGUAUACCAAGGUCUGCGAGUGAUUCGCCCGUUCGUUCCCUUUUCCAUUCAACGUGCUUUCACAGUUAUUGUUGCUCCUCCAGCAGUCUUGACAGUGAGCAUAAGUUGAAAAAACUUCACUCACCAAAGAGAAACGAUAUGGUUACAGUCCCACCAUUAAUUCUCUCUUCAAUGUUGUUGAUCUUCACCAACUUCUUCGACCGCAACGACGGCUUCUGUUGGGUCAGACCAGACUACGUCGUCUACGCGAUCGUCGUCCCGAUCAGCAUUCUCCUUAUAAACGGAAUUAUCUGCACUACUUUCCUCGUUUACAAACUUUUCAUAAUUAGGACGAGAAAGUUUAGCAAAACGGUAAGACUCAAAAAUGAAAACAAAAAACUGCGAAACACUUCCAGUUGAACCACCAACAUGAUCCACACAUCAAAUCGAAGAUUAUUUCCAUGUUCUGUUUGCAAAUCUCGUUGGGGAUGCCGUGGGUGAGCUUUUUCAAAAGUUGAGAAAUCCCGGAACUAUUUCAGAUUCUGCAAUAUUUCACGCUCAAAUGGCCACACACAACUGCAUGGCAUUACAUUUUUUCAAUCAUAGUCGGAUCUCAAGGAACUAUGCACAUUCUGGUCUACUACUAUAUGAGACGAAAACGAGUCCAGGAUUCUCAGAGGGAAUCGCGAUUCACGGACAACAGCACCAGAAGAAGAGACGCUACCAAAGAAGGAUCUCAGUUCUCAAGACAGUGCAAAUAA